CAGAUGGAUAGGGUAAGAAUGUUCUUGGCUGAAGACCCGUAUGUUCAGCACCUUGGACAGCGCGUCCUGAGCGCUCAUGGGGUUUGAAGUCAUUUUCGCGCGGCAGAGCGUCACUGGAGACCGUUUAGAACUACAAAUCCCAUGAUUCCUUGCGCUGCGCAGCUUUCUCCGCUGGUCGGCAUAAUCGGAAACGGGCCACAAGGCGUCGUAGUAACCAAGCCGAAUGGCUUACUAGAAACCAGAAAUCAUAUUCUCCAAAAUAUUACGUCAAUAACUCAACUCAAAGCGCCUUUACGCCCUCAACGCUGCGCUGAGUUCGCGGUGGAGGGAUUAAUCCACCUAAACCAGCUCGCGCGGCUCUUUUCCUCCGUUUAAGAAUGAGGAUAGUUGCACCUCACACCCGGUUGCUGAUGAUUCAGUGAUCCGGAUCACGCGAGGAAUGGAAGAGUUUGCUUGAGGAUCACCGGGAAUUGAAGAUCUCCAGGCGAAAGUUGAAGAGCAUGAAGACGUUUUUGGGGAAGGUCUGAUCGUCGGCGCGAUGCUGGGCGGUCGAGAAUCGUCUGACGGCUGAAAUCGUGGAGGUUUUCGGAAAUCCCGGAGGCAAACACGCCGACUUCUGCCCUUUAGAGAAGAUUAAUAGCACGAUGGCUUUGAGCUGUGCCUCCUCGGUGAAGACCUGAAGUCUCUGCAGCCCUUUAAAGACGUCCAGACCUCAGUGUGUUGAAGGUGUCCAGCGUGUUGUAGAUGCAUUUGGAUCAAGAUCAACUGCUAGAGUUGUUUUUAAGGUAAUGCACAGAUUCAGCGUGCUUUUUAAAGGCUUUUAUACUCUGGAAACCCAUGCAAUGGCUGUAGGUGUGACCAACUAUUCCAGUAUGAACAUUUGUAGCCACUCUUGACUGCAUUCCCUUUAAUCUGGAUCCAAAUUUCAACAUUUUCCCAUCAUUUUAGCCUGAUUUCUUCAUGCCACCCAUUGGGAUCUUCAGACACCCUUCCCUGUACAGGUGACCCAGCUUGUGUUCCAGUUAUGAUGCCCGUGCUGCAUGCAUGAACUUCAAGAGGGCGUUGAAUGGUGGCAGUGCCGUAGGGUUGAGGGUUGGUGUUGCCUAGUGGUUAAAGAUCUGAACCGGUGUCUAAAAGGCUGUAGGUUCCAACCCUACAAGAGGUGACCCAUCACCAUUGUGUCUUCGACACCCAAAGAAAGUCCACUAAAUGGCACUUUUGUGAAUGGUAGACCAUUGCAGAUCCUGAGAGCAUGGCAGAUAAGACGGCUCCCCGCUGUCAGCUGAGGCUGGAGUGGAUUCAUGGAUACAGAGGACAUCAGUGCAGGAAUAACCUGUACUACACCGCGGGGAAGGAGGUCGUGUAUUUCGUGGCUGGAGUCGGAGUGGUUUACAACACAAGAGAUCACACACAGAAGUUUUACUUGGGACACAACGACGACAUUAUUAGUCUAGCGCUGCAUCCGGAUAAGAUCCAGGUGGCCACAGGUCAGGUUGGGAAGGAUCCGUAUAUCUGCGUGUGGGACUCGUACGCGCUGACCACCGUGUCCAUCCUCAGAGACGUUCACACGCACGGUGUGGCCUGUCUGGCCUUCGAUGCCGACGGCCAGGUGAGUCACAUGACUUCCUUGGGACUUGAUGCCAAAAACACGGUGUGCGUGUGGGACUGGAAAAAGGGGCGUGUCUUAGCCACCGCCACGGGACAUUCUGAUAGGAUCUUUGAUAUUUCCUGGGACCCGUUUGUGCCGCACAGACUGGUGAGCUGCGGAGUCAAGCACAUUAAAUUUUGGACAUUAUGUGGAAAUGCAUUGACACCAAAACGAGGGAUCUUUGGAAAGACGGGGGACCUGCAAACCAUCCUCUGCUUGGCAACGGCGAAAGAUGAAGUGACGUAUUCUGGAGCUCUAAAUGGAGACAUUUACGUGUGGAAGGGGCUCAACCUGACGAGAACGAUACAGGCGGCGCAUGGAGCAGGGAUCUUCAGCAUGCAUUCAUGUGAAGAAGGCUUCGCCACCGGUGGGCGGGAUGGAUGUGUGAGGCUGUGGGACGUGGAUUUCAAACCCAUCACCAAGAUUGACCUCCGGGAGGCAGAACAGGGUUAUAAAGGCCUGUCCAUCCGCAGCGUGUGUUGGAGGGCUGACAGGAUCCUGGCAGGAACUCAAGACAGCGAGAUCUUCGAGGUGAUGGUGAGAGACCGAGAUAAACCACUGCUGAUCAUGCAGGGUCAUUCAGAGGGGGAGCUCUGGGCCCUCGACCUGCAUCCCAAACAACCGCUGGCCGUCACAGGCAGCGACGAUCGAUCCGUACGACUGUGGAGUUUGUCCGAACACACGCUGAUCGCUCGCUGUAACAUGGAAGAGGCCGUUCGCAGCGUUUCCUUCACCAACGACGGUUCCCAGCUGGCUCUCGGCAUGAAGGACGGCUCCUUCACUGUUCUUCGUGUCAGGGACAUGACGGAGGUGGUCCACAUCAAGGACAGGAAGGAGGUCAUUCACGAGCUCAAGUUCUCACCCGAUGGCUCUUACUUGGCCGUGGGCUCCAACGACGGGUUUGUGGACACCUACGCUGUGGCCCAACGCUAUAAGAAAGUGGGAGAGUGCAACAAGUCCACCUGCUUCAUAACACACCUGGACUGGUCCGUGGACAGCCGCUUCCUGCAGACCAACGAUGGAGCUGGAGAGCGAUUCUUCUACAGGAUGCCAACCGGUAAAUUCCUGCCGAAGGAGGAAGCCAAAGGAAUCCAUUGGAUGACGUGGACCUGUGUUCUCGGAACUGAGGUCAACGGAAUCUGGCCUAAAUAUUCCAACGUGAACGACAUCAAUUCUGUGGAUGCAAACUACAGCAGUGCAGUGCUGGUGACGGGCGACGACUUCGGCCUCGUCAAACUCUUCCGAUUCCCUUGUCUUAAAAAAGCUGCCAAAUUCAAGAAAUACAUCGGCCACUCUGCCCAUGUGACCAAUGUGCGCUGGUCACAUGACCUGCAGUGGGUUCUGAGCACGGGCGGAGCCGAUCACUCCGUCUUCCAGUGGAGGUUUCUGCCCGAAGGAGUCAUGAAUGGAGUUCUGGAGCCGCUGCUGCAAGAGAGCUACGCUGACUCUAACAGCGGCGACUCUGACUCUGACCUCUCCGACGUUCCCGAGCUGGACUCAGACAUCGAACAGGAGGCCCAGAUGAACUACGAGCGUCAGGUGUAUAAGGAAGAUCUUCCUCAGCUCAAGAAGAGACUGGCUGGAUCUCUGAAGAGGCAGAAAGCUCCGGACGAGGGGCUGCGCCUGCAGUUCGUCCACGGGUACAGGGGCUGCGACUGCAGGAAUAAUCUGUUCUACACUCAGGCCGGUGAGGUGGUGUAUCAUGUGGCGGCUGUGGCGGUGGUGUAUAACAGACAGCAGCACACGCAGCGCUUUUACCUCGGUCAUGACGAUGAUAUCCUGAGCCUCACUGUGCAUCCGCUCAAAGAUUACGUGGCCACCGGACAGGUGGGUCGAGAUCCAGCCAUCCAUGUGUGGGACAUCCAGACACUCAAGUGUUUAUCUCUGCUGAAGGGUCAACAUCAGCGCGGGGUUUGUGCUCUGGAGUUCACAGCGGACGGCAAGAGUUUAGUGUCUGUGGGAAUCGACGAAGAUCAUUCCUUAGUCAUCUGGGACUGGAAAAAAGGCGAAAAACUGGCCAAAUCCAGAGGACAUAAAGAUAAGAUCUUUGUGGUGAAAGGAAACCCGUUCCGCAUGGACAAACUGCUGACGGUGGGAUUGAAACACAUCAAGUUCUGGCUGCACACAGGAGGAGGUUUAACAUUUAAAAGAGGCAUUUUCGGGAAUCUCGGUAGGCAGGAGACCAUGAUGUCCGCCUGCUACGGACGCUCGGAGGAUCUGGUGUUUUCUGGGGCGACGACGGGUGACGUGUACAUCUGGAAAGACACGACGCUCAUGAAGAGCAUCAAAGCUCACGACGGGCCCGUGUUUGCCAUGUGCUCUCUGGAUAAGGGUUUUGUGACGGGGGGUAAAGAUGGAGUUGUUGAGCUGUGGGACGACAUGUUCGAGAGAUGUCUGAAGACGUACGCCAUCAAGAGGGCAGCGCUCUCGCCUUCAUCUAAGGGACUGCUGUUAGAGGACAACCCGUCCAUCAGAGCGAUCACUCUGGGACACGGACACAUUCUGGUCGGCACCAAAAAUGGAGAGAUCCUGGAGAUCGACAAGAGCGGCCCCAUGACUUUACUCGUACAGGGUCAUAUGGAGGGGGAAGUCUGGGGCCUCGCAGCUCAUCCUCUGCUGCCCAUCUGUGCCACUGUGAGUGACGACAAAACGCUGCGCAUCUGGGAGCUUUCAGCCAACCAUCGCAUGGUGGCCGUCCGGAAACUUAAGAAAGGUGGUCGAUGCUGUGCCUUCUCGCCAGACGGAAAAGCCUUAGCGGUGGGUCUAAACGAUGGCAGCUUCCUGGUGGUGAAUGCAGACACGCUGGAGGACAUGGUGACCUUUCACCACAGGAAGGAGAUCAUCUCUGACAUCAGGUUCUCUCAAGCUUACUGCAGUAAGCGGGUGGGAAUCUGUAAAGGAGCGUCCAGCUGUAUCACACAUGUGGACUGGGACGUCUGCGGAAAACUGCUUCAAGUCAACACUGGUGCCAAAGAGCAGCUAUUUUUUGAGGCUCCACGUGGAAGACGACAAACUAUCAGCAGUUUAGAGUUUGAGAAGAUGGAUUGGGCCUCGUGGACGUCAGUGCUGGGUCCCACCUGUGAGGGCAUCUGGCCGACGCUCAGCUUCGUCAACGCCUCUUCACUUACCAAAGACAAGAAGCUGCUGGCCACCGGAGACGACUUCGGCUUCGUCAAGCUCUUCAGCUUCCCCUGCAAGGGUCAGUUUGCCAAGUUUAAAAAGUACGUGGCUCACAGUGCCAAUGUGACGAGUGUACGAUGGUCCAAUGACGACGCAAUGUUGCUGUCAGUGGGCGGAGCUGACACCGCCCUCAUGAUCUGGGCGAGAGAGGGGAUUGGUCCACGCGAGAGCAAAGCUGUGGACAGCGAGGAAUCAGACGACGACGCUGAAGAGGAUGGAGGGUACGACAGUGACGUCGCUCGGGAAAAGAACAUGGAUUACACGACGAAGAUCUACGCUGUCAGUAUAAGACAAAUGACAGGCGUGAAACCGCACCAACUACAGAAGGAGAUCCCUGUGGAUGAGCGGCCUCCAGUGAGUCGAGCCACACCGUUACCUGACAAACUGGUGAAGAACAACGUCACAAAGAAGAAGAAAAUCGUGGAGGAACUGUCUCUGGAUCACGUGUUUGGCUACAGGGGCUUUGACUGUCGAAACAACCUUCACUACCUCAAUGAUGGAGCAGACAUCAUCUUCCACACGGCCGCCGCUGCUGUUAUUCAGAACCUCUCUGCUGGAACUCAGAGCUUUUAUCUGGAGCACACGGAUGACAUCCUCUGUCUGACUGUCAAUCAACAUCCCAAAUAUCUCAACAUCAUCGCCACCGGUCAGAUCGGCCUGGCGCCGUCUAUUCACGUGUGGGACGCCAUGAACAAACAGACGCUGUCAGUGCUGCGCUGCUCUCACGCUAAAGGGAUCGGAUACGUCAAUUUCAGCGCCACAGGAAAACUGCUGCUGUCUGUGGGAGUGGAUCCGGAGCACACCAUCACUGUGUGGAGAUGGCAGGAAGGCUCUAGGGUUUGCAGUAAGGGCGGUCACAGCGACCGGAUCUUCGUGGUGGAGUUCAGGCCGGACUCGGACACUCAGUUUGUGUCGGUGGGAAUCAAACACAUCAAGUUCUGGACGCUGGUGGGAGGCUCUCUGCUCUAUAAGAAAGGAGUGAUCGGAGCGGUGGAGGACGGGUGCAUGCAGACCAUGCUCUCUGUAGCGUUUGGAGCCAAUAACCUGACGUUCACGGGGGCCAUAAACGGUGACGUGUACGUGUGGCGAGAGCAUUUCCUGGUGCGUGUGGUGGCUAAAGCUCAUACAGGACCAGUGUUCACCAUGUACACCACGCUCAGAGACGGACUCAUCGUGACCGGAGGCAAAGAGAGACCGACUAAAGAGGGCGGCGCUGUGAAACUGUGGGAUCAGGAAAUGAAGAGAUGCAGAGCAUUUCAGCUGGAGACGGGGCUUCCUGUCGAGACGGUCAGAUCUGUGUGCAGAGGAAAGGGAAAGAUCUUGGUGGGAACGAAGGAUGGCGAGAUCAUCGAGGUUGGAGAGAAGAACGCCGCCUCCAACACCAUGAUAAACGGACACACACAGGGGCGCAUCUGGGGUCUGGCCACACACCCCUCCAAAGACGUCUUCAUUUCCGCCAGCGAUGAUGGAACCAUCCGCAUUUGGGACCUGGCCGAUAAGAAACUCCUGAACAAAGUCAGUCUGGGUCAUCCGGCGAAGUGCACGGCGUACAGUCAGAACGGUGAGAUGGUGUCCAUCGGGAUGGAGAACGGAGAGUUCAUCGUGCUGCUGGUGAAUUCACUGACUGUAUGGGGCAAGAAGAGAGACCGCAGCGUGGCCAUCCAGGACAUUCGGUUCAGCUCUGAUAACCGGCUGCUGGCCGUCGGCUCAGUGGAGUGCGCUGUCGAUUUCUAUGAUCUGACUCUGGGGCCGUCUCUCAACCGGAUCGGCUACUGCAAAGAUAUUCCUGGAUUUGUGAUCCAGCUGGACUUCUCUGCUGACAGCAAAUACAUUGAGGUCUCUACCGGUUCAUAUAAGCGUCAGGUUCAUGAGGUUCCCAGCGGGAAGAUCGUCACAGAACAAGCCCUGAUUGACCGAAUCACCUGGGCGACCUGGACCAGUGUUCUAGGUGACGAGGUUCUGGGCAUCUGGCCGCGUAACGCAGAGAAGGCAGACGUGAACUGCGCCUGUGUUUCUCACGCCGGGCUCAACGUGGCCACCGGAGAUGAUUUUGGACUCGUGAAGCUCUUCGACUUUCCCUGCUCCGAGAAAUUUGCCAAACACAAGCGUUACUUCGGCCACUCAGCCCACGUGACCAACAUCCGUUUCUCUAACGAUGACAAAUAUGUGAUAAGUGUAGGAGGCAACGACUGUAGUGUGUUCGUGUGGAGAUGCAUCUGAUGGGCCUCCACACAGCUGGGAAUCUCUCCUCCAAACACCAAGCCGGAGAUACCUCCAGUGUCCGGAUGCUGCACUUCUGUUAUGCUGCGUUUACCCCUCUAGACCAGAUGGAUCCUGGACGAGCCGGAGUUCGAAGAGGGUUUUUUUAACCAUUCUGUGAAGUGCAAUGUUUACGCUUACAUGUACUUUUACAAAGAAAAAAAAGAUACACUCAUAAAUCAUGCCACUAUUUCAGAAAUAAAUGUAUUUUUUGUUCGGAUUCUGAAGUGCCUUGGAGACACAGUUUGCUGAUCUUUGCCCCGAAGUGUUCAUAUGAUGCAUAUAUGGUGCUAAAUGUCCACUUAGAGCUUUUUGAAAUUCUUUUAAAAAAUCAUGCAUUAUGCAAUUUAUUUUCUUCUUUAUCUUCUUUUUAAAUUUUGUACAUAAAUGUCAACUCACUAAAUGCUCUUCCUGUUGGAACAUGGGACUCAGGAGAAAUUAAGUACUGUAAUGUGUAGACGUUAUAUUUGACUUGUGCUAUUUUUGUUAAAAUAUUUAUUUUUUAUGUACGUAUUUGCGUAUGACGUAUGCAAAUUAGUCGGUCGGUCGGUCUGUGGGCGUAUAUGGAAAUUGAAAAUGCAAAAAACUCGCUGUUCAAAUAUUACAGUUAUAUGAAAUGUACGUAGUAGCGUUGUCUGUUGCGACGUGUGUAGAUUGCGAUGCGCUGUUUGUAGCCAAUGACAUGACAGCAGCUGUUUAUCGUGCGCAGAUAUCGCGUUAUAUCUGUCAUUUGUAUGUUCAUGUUUUUGUAAUUUGUCUGAUCAGAGGUCAGUCUAAUUGAAAGCUAUAUAAUAAUGCAUGACUCGAAGUCUGUGUGGUUGCUGAUCAUGAAUGAAUACUGUUGUUUUAUAAUUAAA
Sinocyclocheilus anshuiensis is the source of this 7944-nucleotide messenger RNA. RefSeq names its product EMAP like 6 (gene eml6). The transcript is spliced from 41 exons. Gene Ontology annotation, molecular function: microtubule binding. Bases 1253 to 7048 code for a protein of 1931 amino acids. The record is from RefSeq and is a predicted model, not a curated record. Lineage: Eukaryota; Metazoa; Chordata; Actinopteri; Cypriniformes; Cyprinidae.